AUGGGCUCCCAGCUGCUGGCGACGCUUUCGCAAGCAAACGAUUCAGUGCCGCCGAUGAGGCGUCGGCCGGGCAUCGCUGACAUAUUGUCAUCGCGCAAGAUCCGCUUGUGGCUGCCGGUCAGCCUAUUCCUUCUCGUGCUUCUCGCUUCUAGCCGCCGCUACGAUGCGCUUCCUAGCAUCCAGGCGGGCUUAAAUUGCCAGUCGCAUCAACCAGCUGCAGCGGCAGCGACCACAACGAGGGGCUACCAGGGCACCGUCGACUGGUCGCGCUUUGCCUACAUCCAGUACGUUACCAACAGGGGCUGCCUGUGCAACGACCUUGGCAAGGAGGAGUUGAAAUUACUGGCCGUGUUCAACGCGGCCAAGUAUUUGCACUUGUUGGACUUCCCGGUGCCAAAACCUUGGUUGCCGGUCGAGGUGAAUGUCAUGCUGGAGGCACAGCCAAAAUGCCGUGUCCGGCAGGGAGUGGAGCGCUGUCUCGAGAGGGACCUGUGGAAUGGGCUUCACGCCGACUUCAGGGAUCGAAGAGAGGGGCCGGGUGUGCGGGGCGGGCGAUGCUAA
Parathielavia appendiculata is the source of this 561-nucleotide messenger RNA. RefSeq names its product glycosyltransferase family 8 protein. Lineage: Eukaryota; Fungi; Ascomycota; Sordariomycetes; Sordariales; Chaetomiaceae. The record is from RefSeq and is a predicted model, not a curated record. Bases 1 to 561 code for a protein of 186 amino acids. The transcript is spliced from 3 exons.